AUGGAAAGGAGAAGCACUGUUACACUUCGACAGUUUGAAGAAAACGAUCAACGAAGGGUGAUAUAUGUAUUUAAAAACAGUAUGAUGGAUUUAUUCAAACCAAACUACCAACGACAUUUGAGUUAUCGAAGAUUUAUUAACGUCUUCCUGCUAGCCCUGUGUCUUUAUUUAUCGUUGUAUGUAUACAAUUCAGUUCUAUUGUGUGUUGUAAUAGUUGCAUUAAUACCAACCGCAUACAACAUAUCAACGCAUAUAAUAUUCAAACAAUGUAUUCGCAAAAGACUUGCUUCAGAUUUGAAGGAUAUUAAGACUACUUACAUUGACAUUGACAGUGGGAGUGGUAACUUUUGGGUGGCUGUUUAUGAUGGUCAAAUCGUUGGUACAGUCGCUUUAUUUCUUAGGGAAUUUGAAGGACGUGGCAUGCAGCCAGAACUCACAACGAUGUAUGUACACAGGAAAUAUCGACGUCUAGGAAUCGGGACUAAACUAAUGAACAAAGCGGUACAGUAUGCAAACGACCAUCAAUUUAGUUGUGUAUUCCUUACAACAGGUGAAGAUAACCAUGAAGCCCGAAAACUGUACAUAAAAACAGGUUUUGUAAAAAUUAGAGAGUAUGUAGUUAAUUACCAUGUUUUAAUGUCGACAGUAAUGACUACAUACGUUUUAAAUUUGAAACCAGUUGUUGAUGAUGCCGUAACAGCAACUCCAGAUACAUCUAGCAUAAAACAAAAGUGA
Saccoglossus kowalevskii is the source of this 735-nucleotide messenger RNA. Its product is annotated as N-acetyltransferase 8F1-like. Gene Ontology annotation, molecular function: N-acetyltransferase activity. The record is from RefSeq and is a predicted model, not a curated record. Lineage: Eukaryota; Metazoa; Hemichordata; Enteropneusta; Harrimaniidae.